UCUCUCCGUCUUCUCUUCAUCAUCGUCUCAUUGGCAUUUUUCCAUUCCCAUUUAUUGUUAUCAGGAAUACUAAUUUAUUAUCACUUUGACUGCUCACGAAACCACACUUGAUUCUUAGUCCAUCUGUCUCCUUCUCUCUCGCUUUCAUUCUCUGCCGGCUUUCUUCUUCCCGAAGUUCAUUCCUUUCUCGAAUUUCAAUCAGGACCCAAGUCAAGGGAGGGAUCGGUGCUUCUUGUCUCCUUGCUCUAAUAUCCCAACUGGGUCGGUCUCGGAAUUGGAUGAUUUGCUUUUCCCCUGCCUCCAAUUUCUCAGGAAAACGUAUGAGCUGAUUGUUUGGGCAUCAGGGAAAUGGGGGCUUCAAACUCUAAAGUAGAAGAAGACAAAGCUCUACAGCUUUGCCGCGCAAGAAAGAAGUUCGUCAGGCAAGCACUUGAUGGUAGAUGCUCCCUUGCUGCUGCUCAUAUUGCAUACAUUCAGUCCCUAAAAACUACAGGAAUCGCAUUAAGAAGAUUUGUAGAACCAGACCUUCUUCCAACUGAAUCAUCACUCUACACCUCCACUAGUGCAACGCCGGAGCCACACGUUGUAACCGAGAAGUCCUACUCACACUUCUCCCUCUCUCCACCAUCUCUAUCCCAUCCUGGGGAUGGAACAAAUGAAAACCUCUCUAGAUCCCCUACUCCCCCUAGCUCUCGUAGGUUUCAGGUUCACCAUAUGAAGUUCAAAGGCUUCCCUUCUAGAAAGGUCGAAGAGAAGCCUCCUGUUGCCGUUACAGCCACAGUGACCUCAUCAAGCACCCUACAGGAUACACCACCACCACAGUCCGCCGAAAAGCCAGAAGCAAUACCACCCUUUGAACCUCCUCCAUCUGCUACGCCUGGAACUCCACAAUGGGAUUACUUUCAGCUUUUUCAUCCAAUUGACAAUGAGUUCUCUUUCCAAGAUGGGAAGGAAAAUGGAAAUAGUCAUGGCUAUGAGCAUGGUGAUGACAUGGCACGGCAUAGGGAGGAGGAGGGGAUUCCUGAGCUGGAAGAUGAGGAAGAAGAUAAGGGUUCAUUUCUUGGGACUGAUGAUGGAUAUGACGACUCUGAAGAUGGAUUUGAUGAUGACCCUCCUCCCCCAGAGAGACUUGUGCGGAGUUAUCAGAAUGUCAACAUGGUGCAUGAUCAUGUCAGUGCUUCGCCUACCGUGCCUUCUGCACGAAGUGUAGCUUCCGAAGGGGGGUUGUUGAAUGGGGAGAAGAGUAACUCGCCUUAUUUAUCGCCGCUAAGAACUCCUUCCUCAACUGUUGCUGCUUCAGCCGAGAAAAAGAAAACACCUGUGAAAGAAGAUCAGAAUGAGAACAAGGUUACUCCUAAGGACUUCUUUUCGAGCAUGAGAGAUAUCGAGUAUCUGUUUAUAAAGGCUUCCGAGUCUGGGAAAGAAGUUCCAAGGAUGCUCGAAGCAAAUAAAUUUCACUUUCGUCCCGUAGCUGGAACAAAAGAUAAUGGGUCAGUGGCUUCCACUUUUCUGAAGGCGUGUUUUUCUUGUGGGGAUGAUCCUACACAUGUGCCAGAAGAACCCGUCCAAGAUGCUGUGAAGUACCUGACUUGGCAUAGGACAACUUCUUCGCGAUCAUCAUCAUCUAGAAAUCUUCUCGGAAUGAAUGCUAAAGAUGAUGCAGAGGAUCUCGCUGGUAAUCUCUUUGAGAAUUUCUGUAUGAUCUCUGGCAGUCAUGCUUCAACGUUGGAUAGACUGCAUGCUUGGGAGAGAAAACUUUAUGAUGAAGUAAAGGUAUGGCGGUUCUCAUUCGUUCUAUUUAUGUCUGUCUAUAUCACUUGGUGGAAGUGUUAAAGAAAUUAUAGAAAUUAAAUUUUUGUAAUCCACAUUUCAGGCCAGCGAAAUGGUCAGGAGGGAAUAUGACGCUAAAUGCAGGUUCUUAAGACAGCUGGAAUCGAAAAAUGAAAGUUCGUAUAGAAUCGAUAAAACCCGUGCCAAUGUUAAGGAUCUACAUUCGAGAAUCAGGGUUGCGAUUCAAAGAAUCGAUUCCAUAUCAAUGAGGAUUGAGGAAUUACGUGACAAAGAGCUUCAGCCGCAACUCGAGGAGUUGAUUGAGGGGCUAAGCCGAAUGUGGGAAGUGAUGUUCGAAUGCCACAAACUGCAGUACACAAUCAUCACCAUAGCAAACACGAAUGCCAAAAUCUCCCUGCAGUCGGAAUCUCGCCGUCAGAUCACUCUCCACCUCGAAUCCGAGCUCGGCUCACUGUCAUCUACAUUCACAAAGUGGAUGAAUUCCCAAAAAUCCUACCUCAAGUCCAUCAAUGACUGGUUAUUCACCUGCGUGGUGCUUCCAGAGAAAACCUCCCGGCGUACGAAGCGAGCCCCAAACCCUUCCUCCACACUGAGACACUUUGGGGCGCCAAUCUACGCCACGUGUGGGGUAUGGCUCGACAAGCUCGAGUCUUUACCAGCCAGAGAGGUGGCCGACUCGAUAAAAGGUCUGACCACCGAGACAAGCCGGUUCAUACCUCACCAGGACAGGAAGCAAGGGAAGAAGAUGGCCACAACAACCGAGUUGCCACCAUCGUGGAAGGGCGACAACGAUAACAGGAGCGAUGACGUGGCAGCAGAUGAUGAUAAUGGCGGUCCUCGCGGUUCUGAGCGAUUCAGGUCGAGCUUGGAGGGGUUCAUCGGCCAGCUCAGCAAGUUUGCAGAGUUGUCGGUGAACAUGUAUAAAGAGGUCGAGAAGGCGAUCCAGGAUGCGAAGCAUCAGUUCGAGGUGAACUCGCAGAUGCAGACUCAAACUGGAUAGUCGGAUCCUGGCUGGGUGAGAAGAUUCAGAAAGGUACAGAAGUUUGAGUUGGAUGUGUGAUCUUGUUGUACAUGGUGAAAUGGUGAUGAUAAAAAAAGGGGUACAUGGAGGCAGAGAGAGAAUAGUAUUGGUAGUGAAUUUGAUAGAGAGAAUAAUGCUUAAAUGAAGGGUUGAGCACAAUUUUGGAUACAACGGGGAGGGAAGGGGGGAUUUUUUUGUAAGGGUUUGUGAAGUGAUGAUAGUUAUUGGCUGAUGGUGGUGGCGGAACUGGAAUAUAUACAGAACAGAAUUGAAUCUAGAGAACUAACUCUAGGAUAGAAACAUUAUGGACCAGAUUUAAGCCCUUUUUAAGUGAUGUUUUAAGUUUUAGAAGCCAUGUUAUAUCGUUCAAAUCAGUUAGGCUUUCUUAUCACAGUAGACAAAACGUGGUUCUGGUUCUGGUUCUGGUGUGGCAUCAAAUGCAAGGUUCUACCACUCCAUGAUUUUCUACAAUCAUCUUCUUGUAUUCAAAUACUUUAAAAUCAUAUGAAAAGAAUAAGCAUGUGUGUGACUAUAGCAU
This is a messenger RNA of Linum tenue, 3350 nucleotides long. Lineage: Eukaryota; Viridiplantae; Streptophyta; Magnoliopsida; Malpighiales; Linaceae. The record is from the annotation of a GenBank genome assembly.